Molecule: messenger RNA, 787 nt
Organism: Melitaea cinxia (Glanville fritillary)
Lineage: Eukaryota; Metazoa; Arthropoda; Insecta; Lepidoptera; Nymphalidae
Product: mitochondrial protein import protein ZIM17-like
Exons: 1
Coding region: 84-602 (172 amino acids)
Biological process (GO): protein import into mitochondrial matrix; protein stabilization; protein folding
Cellular component (GO): mitochondrion
Molecular function (GO): zinc ion binding; protein-folding chaperone binding
Source: RefSeq, a predicted model, not a curated record
UUUGACAUUGUCAUAAUAAAAACAUGUGAGAUAAAGUGACGCAAUAUCGUAUUAAAAAUUAAAAUUUAUUAAAUAGUGCGAAAAUGUCUCGUAAAACAUUAAUCGAUUUCGUUGUAAAAUAUCAUAAGCCUCGCUUACUAAAUAACGUCGUACAAUUUCCAAGUAAUGGAAACUCAUUUUUUGGAAGACGCUUCAUAAUGCCCACAGCGGCAUCGAGCUCCACGACCAAAGCGCAAUCUCCAAGACAUUUCAGUACCUCAGUCACGAAGCUAAACGAAGUUCAACUCACGAAAGAACCAAAGAAAACCGAUGGAAAGUUCCAGUUAAUGUUUACUUGUAAGAAAUGCGAUACACGUAAUUCAAAGUUUAUCACGAAAUUGGCCUACUACAAAGGUGUUGUGAUCGUUAUAUGCGAUGGCUGUGAAAAUAAGCACCUGAUUGCCGACAAUUUGAACUGGUUUACAGAUAUGAAUGGAAAGAAAAAUAUCGAAGACAUAAUGGCUGAAAAGGGGGAGACGGUGCAAAAGAUAUUGUCAAGUGAUUUGGAGUUUAUAGCUAAUGAAAUUGUUAUUAAUGUUGAGAAACAAGCGUUAGAAGGCUAACUUCCCUUGCCAACUAAACUAAGUUUGUUCUAUUUCAAUAGAAUGUACAUGAAAGUAAAUUUAUUUCUUCUCUUACACAGAACAGUUACAAAAUUGAAUCUUAACGAAGUUUACAAAUUAUUCAUAAACUGAUUCAUCAAUUUGGUGUGAUCUGUAUUGAAUUAUAAAAACUAGCAUCUACUUUA